AUGAAUGCUACAGAAGAGUAUCCCUACUAUAAUGGUAUCGGUGCUUUUUAUGAGGACCAAACUGAACGUAUUAUACCACCAAUCAUAUUAACCGCCUGUUGUAUAGGACUCCCGUUAAACGGAAUUGUCAUCUGGUUACUCGGCUUCCAGAUUAAGAGAAACCCUUUCACCGUGCUGAUUCUGAAUUUAGCUAUUUCUGACUGUGGGGUUCUCAUAUUUAUGCCUAUAGUUUCGACUCCUUAUUUUACAGAUUUUAUGCCAUCCAUAACUCACCGGGUUUUUCUAUUUUGUCUCUCUGACAUCAUAUAUAUCAAUGGUCUAUUUCUUCUGACAGCCAUCAGUGUGGACCGGUGUGUUUCUAUCCUCUUCCCAAUCUGGCAUCGCUGUUUCCGUUCAAAACAUUUCUCCCCUGCUCUCUGCGUUUUCCUCUGGAUCAUCUCUUUCCUCCUGGGUGGAAUUCAGAGCCUCAUGAAAUAUGUAUUUUUAUAUGAUGUCAUCCCAAGACUCCAUUUGCUUGUGACUGCUCUGCUUUGCCUUCCACUGAUCACAAUCUCUUCUGUGAUUCUAUUCAUCAAUAUAAAUCUGAGAUCUGAACAGAUCAAACGUGGAAGACUUUUAGUCAUGAUCUUAAUUACUCUUUUCUGUUUCCUUAUUCUUUCUGUUCCAUUAUACAUCUACAUAUGUGUUGAUCAUUUUGUUGACAUGAGCUAUGUCUGGGACUAUCUUAGCUUUCCUUUUUAUUUUAGUCUGAGUGCUUGCCUAAACAGCAGCAUUAACCCAGUGAUUUAUUUUCUGGUUGGGAGAAAGAAAGGAACUCAGUCCAGGGAGAGCAUCAAAGUCAUGUUUCAAAGAGUCUUUGGGGAAGAUGAAGCUUCCGAAACCAGAUAA
Protobothrops mucrosquamatus (brown spotted pit viper) is the source of this 888-nucleotide messenger RNA. RefSeq names its product mas-related G-protein coupled receptor member H-like. Gene Ontology annotation, cellular component: membrane. The coding region runs from base 1 to 888 and encodes 295 amino acids. Gene Ontology annotation, molecular function: G protein-coupled receptor activity. Gene Ontology annotation, biological process: G protein-coupled receptor signaling pathway. Lineage: Eukaryota; Metazoa; Chordata; Lepidosauria; Squamata; Viperidae. The transcript has a single exon. The record is from RefSeq and is a predicted model, not a curated record.